Acaromyces ingoldii is the source of this 736-nucleotide messenger RNA. RefSeq lists its product as hypothetical. The record is from RefSeq and is a predicted model, not a curated record. Lineage: Eukaryota; Fungi; Basidiomycota; Exobasidiomycetes; Exobasidiales; Cryptobasidiaceae. The transcript has a single exon. Bases 81 to 620 code for a protein of 179 amino acids.
GAAAACGAAACUAGAGAGAAUUCUUCUUCCGACACAGUCAACCUCAUCCCUUCCGACGAUGUUUUCGGUCACGGCAUGGCAUGCAUCCCGACGUCCAGAUCCCUUCUUUCGCAUCGUACAUCUUUUCCUCGUCGUCAUCAUCAAAAUUGUGUUGCUGUGUUCCCCCCAUCGGGUCAAUGUCACCAGUCCGCGCUUCGCUUACUUUUCCUCCGCCCUUUACAAAGCAUUCGCUUACACGCUUCCAGUGUAGGAAAAGCGAAGGGGAAAAGGUCGAAAACGAUACAUCGUAUUCGCUUCUUUCCCAGCGGCCGAUUCCAGCUGCUUUGCCACAAGGGGAAAAGGGAAAAGAUAUCCGAAGCCAACCACCAGAAGAAGGGACGACUAGCCACCCACGGCCGAGCUUCUCUGGCCCUGUGCUGCUGCUCCUCCCUUCUCACUCUACUUUCCUCGCCUCUCUUUCAUAUCUCUCGCUUUCAUCUCAGUCCGAUGCUAUGAAUGUCUUGGUGUACCAACUUUCUGUUUGUAAUUUUCAUGAGUUUCUUCCGAUCGCUCCAACGAGCCCUCACCAGAGAAGAAUGCGUGAAGGGGCUUUUGACGUGAACCUGCUUUACUUUCUCUAAAAGCCGCAUGUACCACUGCCCCUUCUUUCAUUUACCAUCCUUGCGGUGCAGAGAAGGCACGGCGACUCAAUCCGACUUCGGCUGUCUCGCCAAGAUCGUGGCAAUCCAGAGUGCUU